CCUUUCACACGACGUGGCCCUCACCCGGCGUACACGUGCUGCCGUACCAUCUCUCGGCUCUCGCCAUCUCGCGUUCAACGAAUCCUGUCCCCUCCCCUCCCCUCCCGGCUCCGCCGCCCCUGGAUUGGAACCAAGAAAGCAGGCAGCCCACCGUUUCCAAUUACCGUCCUACGAUCGAAACCACGGAAUCGCCCCCCCCCCCCCCAAGACCACCGCCUCCGAUUCAUUCCCUGCCCCCAAUCUCUUCCCCAAUCCGGGAGGCGGCAUUUCUUGUGGACCCUAGUUCUUCGCGGAGGUUCUUGCAUCCGAGACAUGGAUCGACCUGUGGAAAAGGCUGAAUUCCCAAGCUGUGAUGCCUAUUUUGAAGCUAUCCAGUCUAAGAAGAAGCUGCCGCUAUCUUUGCAAGAAUCGCUGACCGCUGCCUUUGCUCAGAUUCCGGUUUCGUCCUUCCCUGAGGUUCCAAGCGGUCGAGUAAUUGAAAUUCCAGGAGACACAUCUGUUCUUGACACUGUGAGGAUUCUCUCCGAACACAACAUACGGGCAGCGCCAGUGCUCAAUCCGGAACCUGGGGCUCCAGUUGAUUGGCAGGUGCAGUAUCUUGGUGUCAUUGAUUACUCGACGAUCAUCCUCUGGGUGCUAGAAAAUGCUGAGCUUGCUGCUAUUGCUCUGUCGGCUGGAUCGGCAACUGCUGCUGGAGUUGGAUUGGGUGCUGUUGGUGCAGUGGGGGUGGCAGCACUGGGUGCAACUGGACCAGUGGCGGUGGCUGGCUUGACUGCUGCUGCGGUAGGGGCUGCUGUUGCUGGAGGGAUUACUGCUGAAAAGGGCGUGGCAAAGGAUGGAGCAACUGCUGCAGAUCAUCUAAAGGAAGAUUUCUACAAAGUUUUGCUUGAGCAGGAACCUUUCAAAUCAACAACAGUUCGGUCAAUUGUAGAGUCAUACCGCUGGUCUCCUUUCGUCCCUAUUACACUGGACAGUUCCAUGCUUACCGUACUACUGUUGCUCUCCAAGUACAGGUUGAGAAAUGUCCCAGUGAUUGAGCCCGAUAAGCCAGUUAUCAAGAACUUCAUUACUCAGACUGGUGUUAUCAAAGGACUGCAGCAGUGUAAAGGAAGGGAUUGGUUUGACUACAUUUCCGCACUUCCUCUUUCAGAUUUGGGACUUCCAUUUAUGUCUAUCGAUGAGGUUAUCACUGUCAACAGCGAUGAUCUAAUCCUAGAAGCUUUCAAGUGCAUGAAGGAUAACAAGAUAGGUGGUGUACCAGUAGUCGAAGGGCCCAAAAGGAAACUUGUUGGCAGUGUGAGCAUAAGGGAUAUCCGCUUUUUGUUACUUAGGCCAGACUUAUUUUCGAAUUUCAGGCAACUUACAGUCAUCGAGUUCAUGAAGACUCUAGGAUCCACACUUCCUGAUUCAGGAGACAACGGCCUGGUGAAGCCACCACCCACCUGUGAGCCUGACGCUUCCCUUGGUAGCGUUAUCGACAGCAUUGCAUCAAGAAUAACCCACCGGAUCUAUGUAGUGGAUGGUGACCUCGAGGUCAUUGGUGUCGUGACACUGCGCGACGUGAUCUCCUGCUUCAUCUACGAGCCACCUGGUUACUGUGACACUUAUUUGGCUUCGGCAAUGGAGAAGAUUGGCGGCAAAAGUGCAGAUUCCGUGGAGGGAAGUUAAGCUUACCAUUGCACGAAUGUCAAAGCAACAAACUGAAUCAGUUUGUAUGGACCUAGACACCUAGUCCGGAAAGUCUCCUAAAUGCAUUGGAGAGGUGCUGUAGAUUCGCUUCAGGUUUCGUGGACCCAACCCAUUGCAAAUCUUGUAUUCAUCUUA
Molecule: messenger RNA, 1824 nt
Organism: Phragmites australis (common reed)
Lineage: Eukaryota; Viridiplantae; Streptophyta; Magnoliopsida; Poales; Poaceae
Product: SNF1-related protein kinase regulatory subunit gamma-1-like
Exons: 6
Coding region: 313-1668 (451 amino acids)
Source: RefSeq, a predicted model, not a curated record